This is a messenger RNA of Empidonax traillii (willow flycatcher), 1286 nucleotides long. RefSeq names its product ectodysplasin A (gene EDA). NCBI's taxonomy places the organism in Eukaryota, Metazoa, Chordata, Aves, Passeriformes, Tyrannidae. The record is from RefSeq and is a predicted model, not a curated record. Gene Ontology annotation, molecular function: death receptor binding; tumor necrosis factor receptor binding; death receptor agonist activity. The coding region runs from base 23 to 1087 and encodes 354 amino acids. Gene Ontology annotation, biological process: immune response; animal organ development. Gene Ontology annotation, cellular component: membrane. The transcript is spliced from 8 exons.
GUCCGCUCCGCCCGAGCGCACCAUGGGCGCGGAGCGCAGGGCGGCGGCGGCGGCCCGCGCCUGCUCCUCCUGCGGCGGCGGCGGCGGCAGCUGGCGGCUCUUCCUCGGCUUCUUCGCGCUGUCGCUGGCGCUGCACGUCCUGACGCUGGGCUGUUACCUGGAGCUGCGCUCCGAGCUCCGCCGCGACCGCGGCCCGCAGCCCGCGGCCCCGCCGCGCCGGGACGGGACGGCGGCAGCGCCCGGAGCCCCGGCCGGGGGCCGCCCGCAGAGAGCGGCAGAGGGCGCGGAGCGGCGCCAGCAGCUGGCCUUGCUGAACUUCUUUCACCCCGAGGAGAAGCUGCACAUUGGAGAGGAAGGGAGACGAGUCCGCCGGAAUAAAAGGAGUAAGGGCAGCGAAGGGCCCGACGGUCCAAGCUCAGUGAAAAACAAGAAAAAGGGGAAGAAGGCUGGGCCUCCAGGGCCCAACGGUCCCCAAGGGCCGCCAGGUCCCCCCGGGCCGCAGGGUCCCCCCGGCAUUCCCGGCAUCCCCGGCAUUCCCGGCACAACCGUCAUGGGACCGCCCGGCCCCCCUGGCCCGCCGGGCCCUCAGGGACCACCUGGACUGCAGGGCCCCUCAGGUGCCACAGACAAGGCCGGCUCCAGAGACAUCCAGCCAGCUGUGGUCCACCUUCAAGGCCAAGGCUCAGCAAUCCAAGUGAAGAAUGAUCUUUCAGGUGGAGUCCUCAAUGACUGGUCUCGCAUCACUAUGAACCCCAAGGUGUUUAAGCUGCAUGCCCGCAGUGGGGAGCUGGAGGUACUGGUGGACGGCACAUACUUCAUCUAUAGUCAGGUAGAAGUAUACUACAUAAACUUCACAGAUUUUGCCAGCUAUGAGGUGGUGGUGGAUGAAAAGCCCUUUCUGCAAUGCACUCGGAGUAUUGAGACCGGCAAGACCAACUUCAAUACCUGCUACACAGCCGGGGUCUGCCUCCUCAAGGCCAGGCAGAAGAUCGCUGUGAAAAUGGUCCAUGCUGACAUCUCCAUCAACAUGAGCAAGCACACAACUUUCUUUGGGGCCAUACGCCUGGGAGAUGCACCAGCAUCCUAGAGGAACUUGGCAUGGCCAAGGACACUCACAGAACUGCACAGUGCUGCUGUUCAUAAGCGUAUCAGUAUUUCAGGGGGUUCUGUAAUCCGGCCGUAAAGAAAACUGAUCCAGAGCUAUUUAUUCCUAUAUGUGAAUGCGGGAAGCACAAUUGUCCUCUGGGACUUUGCGUGGAGACUUGGAUCAAAAAAAAAAAAAAAAA